AUGCUGGUCAGUCUCCCAAACGUCCAACAAGGAACGCUUCUUGUCCGCUGGCUCAGUUCUUUCGCACCGGCCUUGGAAACGGCGGCAGCCUUGCAAGGAAUCUUCAUCGUGAUUUUUGUGGCGUUUGCUGGCUUCCUCGUGCCUCGCAACAAGAUACCCGACUGGUGGAUCUGGGCGUAUUGGAUGGACCCGCUCCAGUGGGGCAUCUCGAUCAUCAUGAUAAACGAGAUGCGCUCAGCGACGUAUAAGCAGCCGUGCGCCAGCUUUACGCCCCAGUACUUAUUGGCCCAUACGCUGACGGGGCCCUGCCGCCAGGCCCCAGACCGCGAACUGGGCUUCGCUUAUCUCGUCCAGUGGCAACUGAAAACAAGCUGGUACUGGGUCCCUAUCGGCGUCGUCGUAUACCUGACAUGGUGCGCCCUAUGGCUCGGCCUGUCCUACGUGGCACUCUCCGAGAUCCGCCACGUGGUGGUCCCCAAAGUCCGCCCUUUGGCGGCCCGUAAGGGCUCCGCAGCGCCUGAGGUUAAGGCGGGAAACCCGGAGAAAGAGACCGCGACAACGCACGAUGCUGAGAAGGGCGCCAAUAUCAAGCCAUGUAUGACGUCACUCCACUUCCUUCCCGUCACGCUGAGCUGGCACGACCUGAGCCACUCGGUGGUAAUCCCCGGUGUUGGCGAGUCGAAGAACGUACUCAGUUACGUGUCCGGUUGGGCCAAACCGGGCCGUCUACUGGCGCUCAUGAGCAGCGGGGGCGCGGCGAAGUCGCUGCUGCUGCGGGUUCUUGCUGGAAAGAUGGUCCCGGGGCGAACGACCGGGCAGAUUUUGGUUAACGGCUACCCGCGAAACCCCGCCACUUUCCGCCGGUACUGCACCAUGGUGGAAAGAGUGGAGAGUCAUUCGCCGUUCAUGACGGUCCGCGAGGCGAUCCAAUUCAGCGCCCGGUUGCGUCUACCGGGGACGACUACUGAGAGCCAAAGGGAGGCGUUCAUUGACCAGAUUCUGGAUGUUAUGGAGCUCCGCCCCUUCAAGAAUGUGCUGGUCGGUUCUCUUGGCAAGGCCGGCGUCACGCUCGCUAAUGCGCACAAGCUGACGGUCGCCGUCGAACUGGCCGCAAACCCGUCGACGCUUUUGAUGGACGAUCCUCUCUCCGGACUCGACUCGCGCUCGGCAGUGCAUGUGCUGCACUGCAUCAAGAACGCGGCGGUCGACUGCGGCCGAACCGUCGUCUGCACCGUUACGCAGCCCGGGGCACGUUGCCUGGGCGUCUUCGACGAUCUGCUGCUCCUCAACGCCGCGGGCGAGACGUGCUACUUCGGAGAACUUGGCUACCGGGGUCAAAAGCUCAUCUCUUACUUCGAGGGGAUCCCUGGAACCCCACGUAUCGACCGUGACGUCAACCCGGCCACUUAUGCGUUGGGCGUCACUGGAGCAGGAAUUGACCCGAGCAGGACCGGUGGAAACCAUACGUUCCGAGACUACGCGUUUGAGUACAGAGUCAGCGACCUGGCCUUCAGCCAAGUGGGCGAAAUCGAGUCGCUCCGCCGCGGGAAGGGCAAGCUGGGCGACGAGCCAUCGCUUAUGGGCCCGGCGGCGCCUUAUGCCCGGCAGUUCUGGGAGAUAGUCCUCCGUAUGCAGCGCUACCACUACCGCAACCUGCACUACAGCUGGGCACGUGUCAUGUCGUCCGUGAUCCUCGGCCUCAUAUUGGGGUCCAUCUUCUUGAACAUAAGCUAUCAUACGACGCCGGGCAUGCAGGCACGUGGCGGAUUCGUGUUCAUCAUCCUGGUGAUCAACGCGGUGGGCAACGCCCAAAACGCGGCGGGGCAGGUUCUGAGCCAGAGACCCGUGCAUAGGCGGGAGGUCGGGAACGGGAUGUACACUUUUGCGUUUGCAAACGUGGCGUGGGCGCUUGCUGAGGUCAGCGGCGUAGAGAAAGGAGAGGACAUCGAAACAGGGUUUGGAAACGGCAUCUAUAAUUUCCGUUCGAUCGCAAAUGUCCCGUAUCUCGCCAUAUCGACGCUCGUUUUCUGCAGCAUUGCAUGCACGAUGGCCAAUAUCGUGACGGGGUCUUUUGGGACGUUCCUCCAAUUCUGGUUCACGCUCUAUAUGUUCUGUCUCGCUGUCACCUACUUCGGAAUGCUCGUCGCGGCUGUCAGCCCCACUCCCGUGCAUUCUUCGGUUAUCGUAACCUGCAUUACAAGCAUGUGGAUAGCCACAGCCGGGCUGGUCCUGCCACGUGUUCUCAUCCCCGACGUCUACAUCUGGGUCUACUGGACCAACCCCUUCCAGUACGCUCUUCAAGGCAUGACGUCAGUGGCCUUCUUUUGUGACACCACAACCGCGGCGUGCUCUGCACCAGGUUGCGCCACGCGUUCGUGCCCCGGUUGCGACUGCACCCGCCUCUCGGACAACCCGAGUUUCGUGUGGACCGCUUUGAAGAGCCAGCGCAAUCUGCACGAAGGCCAGGCCAAAUGGGACAUCUUCUACCUGUUCCUCUUCUGCGUUGCGUUCCGGUUACUGACGUGGGUCGCGCUCAAGACGCUCAAGCACAACAGAGCAUAAGCUAUUACAAGCUCGCCAGCUUUGGUUCAACAUUCCAUCUUAUGGAUUGCGUCGGUGGGGUCUAAAUGCAAUAUAGCUAGUCAAGAGGUCAUUUGAUCGGAACGCCAGUCGUGAGUUGAAGACCGGACAAGCAUGCUCUACCCGAAUCGCGGCAUUUGUAGAUGUCAAUUGCAGGACAUUUUCACAGAUUGGAGGAACUCUGGUAAAGUAAAACCCGCACUCUCCACGUGAUUACACUCCUUGAAGCAGAUAGCUAUGCGCGCGGAAGUGCGAACCUCGACAAUCAAAGCAUUCAAUGAUUGUCGUCACUAGCAUCAAACAACGGUGCGUAAAGUGCCAGCUAGCCUGAAGCACGUGUGGAGUUAGAUUGAUUGCUGGGCUGUCUGUAUGUUCAGCUUCGUGGCGAAGCGCAACGCAGGCGCUCAAAGAGUUGAACUGACAGUGGAUGCUUUAGAAGAUCCACAUCGGUAAAGGGUAUAUCCAGCGGCA
This is a messenger RNA of Klebsormidium nitens, 3051 nucleotides long. NCBI's taxonomy places the organism in Eukaryota, Viridiplantae, Streptophyta, Klebsormidiophyceae, Klebsormidiales, Klebsormidiaceae. The record is from the annotation of a GenBank genome assembly.